Cyclocybe aegerita is the source of this 1206-nucleotide messenger RNA. NCBI's taxonomy places the organism in Eukaryota, Fungi, Basidiomycota, Agaricomycetes, Agaricales, Hemipholiotaceae. The record is from the annotation of a GenBank genome assembly.
AUGCACUACUUCAAGGCACUCUCCUACGCUUUGGCCCUUGCAUCUGCUGUUCUGGCAGCACCCAGCGACGCAUCUGACACAAACCCUUACAUCGGCAAGACCCCCUUUGCUAACAAGGGAUAUGCGCUGAAACUCGAGGAGACCAUUGCCUAUUUCAAUGAACAGGGUGAUUCCUUGAACGCUGCUAGGACACGCACAGUGCAGAAAAUCCCCACCUUCGCUUGGAUUUCGGAAAUCAAGAACAUACGUCGUAUUGCGGAUAUUCCAGGUCUUAUUAGUGACACCCUCGAGGCUCAAACAGCGACAGGCGAGAAGCAACUCCUUCAAAUAGCCGUCUACAAUUUGCCCGAUCGCGAUUGCUCUGCAAAAGCCUCUGCUGGAGAGCUCGUCCUGGCAGAUGAUGGGCUGAACAAGUACAAGAAGUAUAUCGAUGAUAUUGCCACAGAAUUGCAAACCGAGUCAGCGCAGCAACUCAGCUUUGCUCUCGUCAUUGAGCCCGACUCGCUCGGCAACAUCAUCACCAACCUGGAUGUCCCCAAGUGUGCUGGAGCUGCUGACGCAUAUAAGGAGGGCAUCGCAUAUGCUAUCGCCAAACUGCAGAUCCCAAAUGUUGCGCUCUACAUCGACGCCGCUCACGGUGGUUGGUUGGGGUGGGAUGACAACCUCGGCCCUGCUGCUGCCCUAUUCGUCGAGGUUCUUGAAGGCGCGAAGAAACUCGUCCCCACCGCCACUGUCCGUGGCCUCGCGAUUAACGUCUCCAACUACAACCAGUACAUAGCUGUGGCACGCGAAAACUACACCGAGUUCAGCAACAGCUGGGACGAGUGGCACUACAUGAACUCGCUCGUGCCACACCUAGAAGAGAACGGCUACCCUGCGCACUUCAUCGUCGACCAAGGCCAUUCAGGCAGAGGCGCCAUCCGCACGUCGUGGUCACAGUGGUGCAAUAUUCGUAACGCGGGCUUCGGCACACACCCUACCACUGAUCAAGCCAUUCUCAAUAACACAUACGUCAAUUCGAUCGUUUGGGUCAAGCCUGGAGGCGAGUCGGAUGGCACAUCGGACACCAACACAACGUGGUUCGACGAGACCUGCCGGAGCCCCAUUGCCCAUGUCCCAGCUCCUGAGGCAGGUGAUUGGUUCAACAACUUUGUCGUCAACUUGGUGACGAAUGCAGAGCCUCCUCUGGAACCCACCUACCUCUAA